Molecule: messenger RNA, 3061 nt
Organism: Talpa occidentalis (Iberian mole)
Lineage: Eukaryota; Metazoa; Chordata; Mammalia; Eulipotyphla; Talpidae
Gene: TMEM51
Product: transmembrane protein 51
Exons: 4
Coding region: 292-1035 (247 amino acids)
Source: RefSeq, a predicted model, not a curated record
CCGAGCCCCAGCGCCCGCCGCGCCCCGGUGGGUCCUGAAUGCAAGAUUUUAGCAUGAAGUGUUGUUACAGCUUUCCUGAGCCUCCCCAGCUAACAACAGACCUCUCAGCCGCAGCUGUCCCCCCAGGAUGCCUCACAUUUGCCUGAAGCCAUCCCUCGAGAAUCCAGCUGCUGUUUUACUGGCGUGGUGCUAGGGGUUUUGUUUAGUGCAUUUAAGGACUGCUUGCUGCUGCUGCUGCUGCUUCUUAUUUAUUUUCUUUCUUUGAGCUGGCCGUGCCCUGUCUCUGGCACGAUGGCCCACUCCAAGGCCAACGGCUCGCACUAUGCACUGACGGCCAUCGGCCUGGGCAUGCUGGUCCUCGGGGUCAUCAUGGCCAUGUGGAACCUGGUACCCGGGUUCAGCACCACAGAAAAGCCCACUGCUCAGGGGAACAACAAGACUGACAUCGGCAGCGGCAUUCUCAAGAGCAAGACCUUCUCCGUGGCCUACGUCCUGGUGGGGGCCGGGGUCAUGCUGCUGCUGCUGUCCAUCUGCCUGAGCAUCCGGGACAAGAGGAAGCAGCAGCAGAGCGACGAGAUGGCGCACAUCCAGCGGCAGGCGGGGGCCGAGCCGCACCCCCAGGAGGACAGCCAGGAGGAGGUGGAGGAUGUCUCCACGCGGUACUACGUGCCCAGCUACGAGGAGGUGAUGAGCACUCACUCCUCAGAGCUGAGGGGCCGGGACCAGAACCCCAGGAUGAGCAUCUCGCUCCCAUCCUACGAGUCCUUGACCGGGCUGGACGAGAACACCCCCACGGCGCGCCCCGACGCCGAGACCAGCCGGGGCAGCGCUCCCGACAGGCAGAACUCCAAGCUGGCCAAGCGCCUGAAGCCGCUCAAAGUGCGGAGGAUUAAAUCUGAGAAGCUGCACCUCAAAGACUUUAGGAUCAACCUCCCGGACAAAAAUAUCCCUCCUCCCUCCAUCGAGCCCUUGACACCCCCGCCACAGUACGACGAGGUCCAGGACAAGGCCCCCGACUCGCGGCCCCCUGACUGAGCCUCCCUCCACAGAAUGUUCCCUCCUGCCGCUCACCCUCCGCACCCACAGGCCCCCCACGAAGCCACUGCGGCCACAGUUGAGAAGCGGAGGGGCAGGGGAGGCACACUGAGCGUGAGGGUGGGGCCGGGGUGAGGGUGCUGGGUUCUGAGCCCCUCGGUGUCCACAGAAUCCCACGCUGGAGAGAGAAGCCAGCCGCAGGGGGACCCCGGGGCUGUGGCCCCUUAGGGGUACAGAGGCACCAUCUUCCCCCUUGUCGUUCCUCAACCUAAGUGGUGGCCGCCACAGGCCUCCCUCCAGCUGGAAAAAGAAACCCAGGAACUGGUUGAGGCGUGGUUUGGUUUUGCUCCCCAGGACUGCUGUGCCUUUGCUUUAUCACCCCACCCCAGCUGUGGGCAGUGACCCCGCUCUGUGGGAAGCACGGGCCACGGUGUGGAUGCAGUGAGACUGGAGGCCCGAGGAACAGGGGAGGCAGCGGUUCUUUGGAGGCCCAAGGCUCACGUUGGCAACUAGUGUCCUGGCAACACGGGUGCACUUUGCUAGUCUCUCCCGGGUCAUGGUGGAAAAGGAAAGCUGUGUGAGACGUUCUGUUCCUUCUAAAAUGCCAUGCAACUGAGCUUUUUAUAAUAAAAUAUUUUAUAUGUCGUACACGUGGGUCCUGAGUCACUUUGGCACUGUCUGGCUGAGGGAGAAUGAUCAGCAGUAAUGGGGUGAUGAACACUCAGUGUCUGCCGGGCACUGUGCUAGGCACUUCACGGGCGUUACCCCACUCCAUCAGUGCCUGUGCUGCUCAUGGAGGCUCAGGUAAUAAAGUGCCCCAUGUCUGCCACACCAAUUGUAAGAGGCAGAGCUGGGAUUUGAACCCAGGCCUUUGGGCCCCAGGGCCUGAGUUCUUAAAUACUACCGUGCCACUCAAGGUGACUUCAACUGGGGACUCGGGUUUCCAUCCACUCAUAUGCCGAAGAAGAAGUCCUGGUGGGUUAGAUGGCAUCUCCGACAUCCCUCUCCUGAGAACUGGCCAGGAGGGUCUUCCCUGGUGGUGCAAGGGGUUAAGCACCGCAAUAUGAAGCAAUCCGCAGGCCUCUGCAGCACGAGUUCGAUUCCUGGCCGGCCAAGAAGCAACCCACAUGGUGCAGCAGACCUCUCCUGUCUCGCCCGCUGCUCCCCUCUGCAGUGUACUUCAGUCAAUCUGCCUGUUCUGCUCCCCACUCUGUCUCUGGUGAAUCCUCUCACCCCCUGCAUCUCUGGCCUGUACCUCAGCUCUUGUAUGCAUAAAUAAAUAAAUAAAUCUUUAAAAAAAAAAAACAACUGGCUGGAAGGGAACGGGGGGGUCCCCAGGACCAGCUGCUGGUGGUACUGGGUGGCAUGGAGAGGGCUGGGUGAUCCCAUGAGCCAGGACAGCAGUUCAGCUAAUGAGACAUGCCCAGGGGACCACAGACUGCUGGGCUGGGCCCAACGAGAAGAAGCCCAGUCUGGGCUCAGGGCUGGAGGGUGGAGUGAAAGGGGAGACAGACCUGACCCUGAGCUGCCUUCCUGCAGGGCCCGCGAGGAGCAGCCUGCUGGAGUCUGCCAGCAAGGAGCGUGGCUGCAAGUAAACUGGGGCCCCAGAUGUUUCCUGAAAAGCUCCCAUGGGCGCAAGGGCAGCAGUUGGGAAGGGAAUCACCUUGUCUGGGAUUGGUAGCAGUGGCUGAAGGUCUCACCUUUCGCUUUCCCAGUGCAAAUCCAACUACAGAGUAGGGAGCACAACGGCCUGGCGGCCCGGGGCCCAGUGGUCCCAGCCAGAGGUUCUCCAGGCAGUUCUUCCACGCCCUGGGCUUCUGUUACUCUUCGUGCUUCUUCCCAUGGGAGGUCUAGAAGGGACAGAGGGUAGAGAAGAAGGGGAAUAACAAAGUCCCAAAUGUUGCAAGGUUGCAACUUGUCGCUGAGAAAUGACUUUCUUAAAGGGCUCUCUCAACAUUUAUGUUAUAAUUAAUAAUAUGUUCAUAAAAUACCAUUGUAACAAUAAAAAAUAAAUAAAAGCGCUUUC